CACUGCAUAGACAACCAACUUUUACUAAUUUAACCCAACCUAACUUUUUUAAAAUUGACACCAAUAAACAAUAUAUAAUUUUUCUAAAUUGUUAAUAAAAUGUUAUCGGAAUCUGAUUUUAUGAAAAGACAGAAUGAAUUAGACCAAGAAAUUAACAAGUUAGAAGAACAGAAAUUGUAUAUAACAAAUAAACUUAAAUCAUUAAGACAAGAAAAAGAAGAACAGAGGCUUCAAUACUCUCUGAGUUGUCUAAAGAAAAAAACUGAUGUUUCUGAAUGGCUCCAAAAGGACUAUCCAUGGUCAGUAAAAGUGCAUGGCUUAUUGAAAGAGAUAUUUCAUUUUGAAACAUUCAGACCAAAUCAGCUAGGAGCCGUUAAUGCUACAUUAUCGAAAAAACAUGUGUUAUUGGUGAUGCCUACAGGUGGUGGGAAAAGUUUAAUAUAUCAGUUAGCUUCUUUAGUAACAGGAAAUCUCUCAGUUGUUAUAUCACCACUCAUAUCAUUGAUUGAAGAUCAGUUAAUGGCACUUAAAAAAUUUGGCAUAUCUGCAGGAACGGUAAAUUCUGCCACACCUAGAGAGAUUAAAAAAGAAGUGACAGAACGUAUGAGACAAAAUAAACUGAAUAUCAUAUUUGUUACUCCAGAAUGGAUUGCUAAAACUAUGAUGUUUAUGAAAGAUUUAACUAAGAUUUACAAACAAGGGCAUUUAGCUAGAUUCGUUAUAGAUGAAGUCCACUGUUGUUCAAAUUGGGGCCAUGAUUUUCGGCCAGAUUAUUUGUCAUUGUCAUUGCUGAAGAAUCAGUUUCCUGGAGUUCCAAUAUUGGGUUUAACUGCUACUGCGACAUCGCAUGUUCUUGUAGAUGUUCAAAAAAUUUUGGAGAUUCCAGAUUCUGUAGUAAUAACUGCUCCAUAUAAUAGACCUAAUUUAUAUUAUGAGGUAGUACCUAAGUCUGCUACCAAAUCUGAAUGUUUGGAGUAUAUAGCAAAUUUGCUCAGAACCAAGUACAAGAAUCAGUCAGGCAUAAUCUAUGCUGGUACACAAAAAGAGUGUGAAGAUAUAGCAACUGAUUUACGAAGUUAUGGAUUUCAUAUUGGUCCAUAUCACGCUAAUUUAGACAGCUCUGUCAAAAGUAAAAUUCACAGAAGAUGGACAGAAAAUAGUUAUCAAGCUGUUGUAGCAACAAUAGCUUUUGGAAUGGGGAUUGAUAAACCGGAUGUAAGAUUUGUUAUUCAUUAUACAGUACCAAAAACUUUAGAAGGUUUAUAUCAGGAGAGUGGAAGGGCAGGUCGCGAUGGCAAGAAGUCUGAUUGUAUUGUUAUGUUUAAUAUUGCUGAUUGGCUAAAAAUAUUUGCAAACACUCAAAACACUAGGGAAGAAAGAUCAGUGAAGGAUAUUUUAAAUUACUGUAUAGAUGUUUCAAGCUGCCGUCGGAAAUUGAUUUCAAAAUAUUUUGACGACGAUUGGAGAUCGAGUGAUUGUGACCACAUGUGUGAUCAUUGUAGAAAUAAGUCUGAAGACGUUCAGACUUACGAUAUUACUUCGUACGCUAAGGAUAUCUCUAAACUAAUGAAUAUUUCGUCUGAGAAGGAAGUAAAUUGGACGUUAAAAAAAUUGCUAGACUCUUGGUUUCAGUCCGCCCCAAAAAGUUUACAAGAUUCCUCCGUUUCAAAGCCACGAUUUUCUAGAGAAGAUGGACAGCACAUUAUUGGUUUUCUUUUGUGUCAAAAUAUUUUGAAAGUAAGAAGAGGAUAUUCCUUAGUAUCUGCACUUCCAUACAUAGAUAUAAACAGGAAAUUGCGCAGCGAUGAACAAGUUCUCAUGCCAUAUAGAGGCGUGCUUAAAGGGGUUACGGUUUGUGAGAAUACUCGAGCUGAAAAUGGUAUAGAAAGUAAGAAAAGAACUCUAACGGAUAAAGGAUCUCAUAUUAAAAUGAAGAAACUCAAAGAAAAUUGAGACUGUUUAAUGUUUUUAGAUUGUUAUGAUAAAUUAUUUUUUUAAUUAAUACUCAAUAAAGUAUUUGUUUUUCUAUAAA
This is a messenger RNA of Sitophilus oryzae (rice weevil), 2032 nucleotides long. Its product is annotated as ATP-dependent DNA helicase Q1-like. Lineage: Eukaryota; Metazoa; Arthropoda; Insecta; Coleoptera; Curculionidae. The coding region runs from base 100 to 1953 and encodes 617 amino acids. Gene Ontology annotation, molecular function: nucleic acid binding; 3'-5' DNA helicase activity; four-way junction helicase activity. The record is from RefSeq and is a predicted model, not a curated record. Gene Ontology annotation, biological process: double-strand break repair via homologous recombination. The transcript has 6 exons. Gene Ontology annotation, cellular component: chromosome; cytoplasm.